CUCUGCCGCGGAUUGGAGCUCACCUGGGUGGUACUGUUAGUUCCCAGCGAGUACGGUGGCUGGAAGCGGUUAAGAAUAGGCUUUCCUGGACCGUUAAUGCAACAGAAGAAGACUAUACUGCAGAGACUUUUCUGAAAUUGGCCUUGAAGCGUAUGUUGAAUUUUAAUCUUCCUCCUAUUAAAAACAGCACAGGAGAACCUAUAUGGAAGGUUCUCAUUUAUGACAGAUUUGGCCAAGAUAUCAUCUCUCCUUUGCUGUCAGUGAAAGAGCUGAGAGACAUGGGCAUCACCUUGCAUCUGCUUUUGCAUUCUGAUCGAGAUCCUAUUCCAGAUGUUCCAGCAGUAUACUUUGUAAUGCCAACAGAAGAAAAUAUUGACAGAAUGUGCCAGGAUCUUCGAAAUCAGCUUUAUGAAUCGUAUUAUUUAAAUUUUAUUUCUGCUAUUUCAAGAAGUAAACUGGAAGAUAUUGCAAAUGCUGCCUUAGGAGCUAGUGCAGUAACACAAGUAGCAAAGGUCUUUGAUCAGUAUCUCAAUUUCAUUACUUUGGAAGAUGAUAUGUUUGUAUUGUGUAAUCAAAAUAAGGAGCUCAUCUCUUAUCGUGCCAUUAACAGACCAGAUAUAACGGACACUGAAAUGGAGGCCAUUAUGGACACUGUGGUUGACAGUCUCUUCUGCUUUUUUGUUACACUUGGAGCUAUUCCUAUAAUCAGAUGCUCAAGAGGAACUGCAGCAGAAAUGGUGGCAGUGAAACUGGAUAAGAAACUCCGAGAGAACCUAAGAGAUGCCAGAAACAGUCUUUUCACAGGUGAUACGCUUGGGGCUGGACAAUUCAGCUUCCAAAGGCCUUUGUUAGUCCUUGUUGACAGAAACAUAGAUUUAGCAACUCCUCUACACCAUACGUGGACAUACCAGGCAUUAGUGCAUGAUGUACUGGAUUUCCAUUUGAACAGAGUUAAUCUAGAGGAAUCUUCAGGAAUGGAAAAUUCUCCAGCAGGGGCUAGGCCAAAGAAAAAGAAUAAAAAAUCAUACGACUUAACUCCAGCUGAUAAAUUUUGGCAAAAGCAUAAAGGCAGUCCUUUCCCAGAGGUGGCAGAGUCUGUUCAGCAAGAGCUGGAAUCCUACAGAGCCCAAGAAGAUGAGGUCAAAAGGCUUAAAAGUAUUAUGGGAAUUGAAGGGGAGGAUGAAGGAGCAAUAAGUAUGCUUUCUGAUAAUACAGCUAAACUAACUUCAGCUGUUAGCUCUCUUCCAGAACUACUUGAAAAGAAAAGACUCAUCGAUCUUCAUACAAAUGUUGCAACUGCUGUCCUGGAGCAUAUAAAGGCACGGAAACUGGAUGUGUAUUUUGAGUAUGAGGAAAAAAUAAUGAGCAAGUCCACUCUCGAUAAAUCUCUCUUGGACAUGAUUUCUGACCCUGAUGCCGGAACUCCAGAAGACAAGAUGCGAUUGUUUCUUAUCUAUUACAUAAACUCAGUGCAGGCACCAUCAGAGGCUGAUUUGGAGCAAUACAAAAAAGCAUUGACAGAUGCAGGAUGUAAUCUUACUCCCUUGAAGUACAUAAAACAAUGGAAGGCUUUUGCCAAGAUGGCUUCAGCUCCUACCAGCUAUGGAAACACUACGGCUAAACCAUUGGGUCUUUUUUCACGUGUUAUGAAUACAGGCUCACAGUUUGUGAUGGAAGGAGUGAAGAAUUUGGUAUUGAAACAGCAAAAUCUACCAGUCACACGUAUCCUAGACAACCUUAUGGAGAUGAAGUCAAAUCCAGAGUCUGGAGUCAAAAAUAAUUUGAUCAGAUUACUAGUUUGUGAUGUAUUUAAAGAUUAUGUUACAAUGCAUCUUCACAAGGGAGCCAAAUUAAGAUUUCACAGGUAACUUUAAUACUGUCAU
Molecule: messenger RNA, 1883 nt
Organism: Chelonoidis abingdonii (Abingdon island giant tortoise)
Lineage: Eukaryota; Metazoa; Chordata; Testudines; Testudinidae
Source: RefSeq, a predicted model, not a curated record